This is a messenger RNA of Anneissia japonica, 4164 nucleotides long. RefSeq names its product DNA polymerase beta-like. Gene Ontology annotation, molecular function: DNA binding; DNA-directed DNA polymerase activity. The coding region runs from base 143 to 1159 and encodes 338 amino acids. Gene Ontology annotation, cellular component: nucleus. The record is from RefSeq and is a predicted model, not a curated record. NCBI's taxonomy places the organism in Eukaryota, Metazoa, Echinodermata, Crinoidea, Comatulida, Comatulidae. Gene Ontology annotation, biological process: double-strand break repair via nonhomologous end joining. The transcript has 8 exons.
GAAGACAAGACCAGACCGCGACCAGGCCGCAAAACAGUUGAAAGUCAAAGCUUUACUCUGUACAAAUAAAGUAGUUGUUUGCCACACGUAACUAAAUAAAGUAGUUGUUUGCCACACGUAACUAAAAAUCUUAAGGUGAAAUAUGAGUAAAAGAAAAGCGCCACAAGGAGCAAAUCCAAACGCAGACUUUGUUGAUUUCCUCACUGAACUUGCUAAUUAUGAGAAAAAUGUUACAAGAGCAAUGCACAAGUACAACGCCUAUCGCAAGGCAGCUAGUGUCCUGGCCAAGCAUCCAACUCGAGUGAUCGAUGGAGACGAUGCUAAAAAACUGAAUGGUAUUGGGGAUAAAAUUGGCAAGAAAAUUGAUGAAUUUAUGAAGACUGGAAAACUUCAGAAGCUUGAGAAUAUCCGUGCUGAUGACACAAGUGUAGCAAUAAAUUUGCUGACGAGGGUUACAGGAAUCGGCCCAGCUGCAGCUAGGAAGCUUGUUGAUGAAGGUAUCACAACAAUUGAAGAAUUAAGAAAGAGUGAGGAUAAACUAAACCAUCAUCAAAAAAUUGGCUUAAGGCAUUUUGAAGACUUUGAAAAAAGAAUUCCUCGUUCUGAAAUGGAACAGCUUGAGAGCAUCAUUUUAACAGAAGUCAAGGGUCUUGACAAGAACUAUAUUGCGACAAUAUGCGGAAGCUAUAGGAGGGGUGCUGUGUCAAGUGGUGAUAUUGAUUGCCUUCUUGCACAUGAAUCCUAUUCUUCCACAGAUGAUAAAAAGCCGGAACUACUUCGUAAUUUGGUGGACACCAUGAAGGAAUCAAAUUUUGUCACGGAUACCAUUUCUAUUGGUGAUACAAAAUUCAUGGGUGUUUGUAGGCUCCCUAAGGAUGAAGAAAACCCGAAAGGUGAGCGUUUAUACCGAAGAAUUGAUAUCAGGCUUAUUCCUCAUGACCAGUACUUCUGUGGUACUUUGUAUUUUACCGGCAGUGAUGUCUUCAAUAAACAGAUGAGAGGCAAGGCCUUGGAGGAAGGGUUUACUCUGAACGAGUAUACAAUUCGACCAAUGGGAAGUACAGGCAUACCUGGUGAGCCACUACCGGUUUCUAGUGAGGAGGAUGUGUUUGAUUACAUCGGGAUGAGAUACAAGAAGCCGUCUGAAAGGAGUCUAUAGACAGUCUGAUACUCAGCAUGGGAUAUGGUUGCUAGGAGAUGUAAAGCCAUGUGGAAAUAGUCUUUGCAAAUGGUUGUACUCAGUACAGGGUUGCCGAGACAAUUUGGUGUCCCUACAGCAAAGACCUUUGAUCCAUAUUUUAUAAUCUUAAUUUCAGUGCAUGUAUUAAAGUCGUACGACUGUUGCAUGAUGAAUCCAACUUUGUUCCCUGUGAGGCUAGACAACGCAACGCCAUCUGCUGAUUGUCAGCAGCAGACUGAAUGGAUCGUCAUUAAAAAUGAUCCAAUGCUCGUUGCGUUCUUCGUGGAAUUGCGUUGGCUGACAGCCGUCGGACGCAGCGAGUACCCGGCGUUAGACUGAAAAGUUAUUGAAAUAAUUUGUACCUUGUUUUAAAAGGUUAUCAGGAUAGGACUUGAAUGUUGAGGGAAAAUUAUUUUGGCUUGGGGCUCAGUGCAGUUUUUUUCUCUUGCCUCUUCUCAAUUUAUACUACCCCACACUCUGAUUGCUAACUAAAGCCACAUAUCUACACAACUGUAUUUUGUUUUGAAUAUUAAUAUGUAGAGAGCUGCAACAAUUAUAACCAAUUUGACAAUUUUUAAAUACAGUACUAUAUUUAUAUUUGUGAGUUUAUGAAAAUUUUUGCAUAAUACUGUUGAGUAAAAUAUAUGUUAAGCCACUUUUAAUUGUAGUGGGAGUAAGGAGUCUGGGAAAACAUUUAGUAAUCAAACAUUGCUUUUAUCUGUAUCCUUUGUUUCAAAUUUUUAUCAGAACCAGAUGGAAAAAGUGUGGCCUGCCAGCCACAUGUUGCCUGAUGGUGAUUUUGUUGCGGCCUGUAGAUUAAAAAAACCUGUGUGUGUUGUUUGUUAACUACCUUUGGCUAGAAAACCCAUUGUUUUUUAUGGCUUGACACUGAUCAUCUGUAAAAAGUGAAAAUAAAGCAUUAUAAAAGUAGGGCAUGAAGGGUUUUGUAAGGACACUGGAAACGUCAAAAGUUUGGAUGUGGCCAUCUAUCUGUGUUAAAUAAAAAAUUAAUUCACUUUGGAUCUCCGACCCACUUUUAUGCCCACCCCUUGAUUUGACCUACCACCUUGGUGCAAGAACAUUAACACCAAUUUCAUGUUUUUAUAAUUGGUCUAUUUAAACAAUGAUUGUUUAGUAGUCCUUUUUUUUUUUUAAAGUAAAUUAAUUUUAAAUUUUAAUGUACAUGCUAAUGAAUUUUGUGAAAAUUACAAUUAACAAUUUUUAACAAGUUGUACCAGUUGUCUGCAUUUUCAUCAUGUUAAUGUUAUUCAUCUUACAGUAUUUAGAUUAUGCACAAAUUGAAGAAUGUAAACAAAUGAACUUUUAUCAUAUCACAAAGCUGACUUUAUUGACAGAACAAAAAUCAUAAUAGAGGACUCGGAACAGAAGGAAGAUGAAAAAGCAUGCAGGACCUGAAAUUAAUCAAGCAAUUUUCGAUACAUCAUCCGCCACAAGCUGAGAUAUGUUACAUUGAUCAAUAGAAUGGGAUAUGGAAAGCAACAGUCGUAAAAAUGCAAGCUAAAAUAUAAAAAUGGCUGCAUCUUGAUUAGAUUCAAACUUUCUUUAGAAUGAAUAGUCAGAGCAUGUAUGUUUGGAUUUUGAAAAUCUAGCAGACGACUAAUUGCAUAUGAAGGUUAAAGGUUAGCCUUUAUAAACUUGCAUGUGUGCCGUCACUAUACAUUAAAUAAAUCACUGUCCCGAACAUAUAUUUUUCAAAAAAAUUGUUAGAUUUCAUUUUAGAUUUAAAUCUCAACAUGAUCCAAGUACUUUAAUUUGAAGGAAAUCCACAUUAAAUACAAAUAUACACCAGUAUAUUAUUUGUUGACAGUGUGUUCAACAACUUAAUGUUUAUCCAAAAUCUACAGUAUCCAUUUUGAAGGCGGAUGAUGUAUCAAAAAAACAGUGUUUAUUUGAAAUCUGACAAGCCGAACUUUGACUCGCUUAAUAUUUAACUAUGAUGAAUAUCAUUUAAUCAUUAACAUACCCAUUUACAAUUAUUUAUAUAUAAAAAGAAAUCGCUGCAAGUCACUACUUGAGUAACUCCAGUUUACAUGGAAGCAUAUUUUGUUUCCAUGACGAUUAAAAAAAAUUUUAAUCUUAAGUGCAAGAGUACAGUAAUACAGUAUAUUUUAUGUAGUUUUGACUUUGCCUUCAUCAAGGCUCUAGCCUCACUAAUACAUAUUUAUAAGACAAAUUAGUGAUGUUUAUAUGUGGGCAUAACGAUAACAUAUCACACCCAUAUUAUUGACACAUCACAACAGAUCAUUAGCCAUUGAUGUCACUCUAAUGGGAAAAAGACAAUUGUCUGGGUGAUUAGGAAAGGUAAAUUUUCCUCAUGCAGCAUAUGUAAAUUGGGGGAAUUAGAGAAAUUGGGGAAAUUCUGUGAAGCCACAUGACUGUUAAUAAAAAAAAAUAUAUUAACUCCUAUUGUUUUACAAAACUUUCAAAAGGGCAAAUUAAUUUGUUCUUUAUAAUAUUGUGAUGAAAAUACAAAUUGUGGCUAAGUAUUAUAAUAAAAUAAAAUAAUUUCCUCAAUUCUAGGUGCUGAUCAAAGGUAAAUGUGAAUAGUAUAAAUACCAUUGGAAGAUUAAAAAAAAAAAAAAAUAAUAAUAAUCUUAAAUAGUAAUCCUGUAUUAAAAUACAAUAUGGUGAGGGUUUAGCAAAAUAAAUGUUCAGAGCAGGAUAACACAUUUCCUGGACCUACUUAAGCACCUUUAGCUUUCAAAAUAUUUUGUCCAAAAGUGUUUUGUUUUUAUGAUUUUUCUAAUUAAAAAAAAAAAAACACUUUUUAUACCUUAUUCAUAGAAUAUCUUGCUUAACCAAAUAAUUUAUACUGAUUACAGUACUCCUGAUUCUUCCCGGGAACAACCACCUGUAUUUAAAUCAAUCAUCCAAUCAAUUUACUUGUAUUUCUUAUUCACAAGCUCAUUGUCAAAUCCCUGACAAAUUCAAUUUAUUUAAUUAUAAUUAAUUAUACUAAUAAU